AUGUCGAGUGCUGUGACUGGUGUGAGUGUGCGCGAGCGGCAGCGGCGAGCUGUCGUGCAAAUGCUCGGCUCACCAACAACAUGGAAGGUGCUGGUGUAUGAUCGAGCAGGCCAGGCGGUGCUGGCGCCUCUGAUGGGUGUGAAAGAGUUGAGAGAACAGGGUGUCACAUUGCACCGUCUCCUUGGUGCAGAGCGCGACCCGCUGCCAGAUGUACCCGCCGUGUACUUUUGCAAAGCAACAAAGGAAAACAUCCAACUCAUCUGCGAGGAGAUUCGCGCAAACUGCUACGAACGGUAUGAGCUCAACUUCCUGACAACAAUUCCGCGGCUCUUGCUGGAGGAGCUGGCAGAGAUCACGGUUGAGGCUGGCUCAUCUGGCCAGGUCACAAAGGUCUACGAUAUGUACUCCGACUUCAAGGCGCUGGAAGAUGAUUUCUUCACGCUGACGGAGGGCGACGACGACUCGCUCUCCUAUCAGCGGCUCAAUGACCCGACUGUGAGCGACGAAGCGAUGCAGGACGCUGUGGACCGCAUUGUGAACAGCAUUUUCUCCGUCUUUGUCACCAUUGGCGCCAUCCCCAUCAUCAGAUGCUCCCCACGCAACGCUGCGCAGUAUGUGGCCGAGGGGCUGGACAACAAGUUCCGCGAGCACAUACGCAACAAAGGCCACUCACUCUUUGCAGAGAAACACAUGGACGAGACCGGAAGCUUUGCGCGCCCUGUGCUGGUGCUGCUUGACCGGGGGCUUGACAUUCCGACGAUGAUGCACCACACGUGGACGUACCAGGCGCUUGUGCAUGACGUGCACGGCAUGCGCGCGAACAGAACGACGAUUCGCGAGACAGACGAUGAGGGCAGGUCAAAGGUUACCCAUCUCAACAUGGAACGCGAGGAUUUGUUCUGGCACACGAACCGGGGCAAAGACUUCCCAACCGUGACACAGGCCGUCCACGCAGAACUGGCGUUGUGCAAACAGAAGGAGAAGGAAAUCAACGGAACGCUGGAGGCCACAGACGGCACGAGCGCAGCGGGCCUCACAUCUGCCAUCAACAAUUUGCCGGACUUGUUGAAGCAGAAGAGCUAUCUCACCAUGCACGUGAACAUUCUCACGUCGUUGAUGAAGAGCAUUGAGGACCGCAAGUUGGACGACUACUACCAACUCGAGGAGGAAGUGAUGAACAACAAAUCGCUGAGCCGGCCUGUCUUGGAGCUGUUGAAGGAUGAGGAUGCAGGCACAGUCAUGGACAGGCUGCGGCUGUUCAUCAUCCACAUGCUUGACGGGAAGGUGACGGCGGACGAGGCGGGCAGGUGCGAGGACGUGCUGCGGGCACAGGGCUGCUCGCUCGACGCUAUCAACUACAUUCGCAGUCUGCAGGAGAUGCAACGCGCGCACCAGCAGCCAUCCACCGUCCAGCCAAGCCACACGGGGUCGCUGUUCUCGCUCGCGAACAAGACGCUGCAGACGGGCGCAAGCUUCUGGUCAAACAGUGUCAAGGCGCUCGCCCCCACUUAUGGUGAUCUUCCAAUCACACGCAUCGUCGACUCCAUUGUCACUGGCAACAACCCAGACCUCACACAGCACUAUCUGUACUUUGAUCCAAAGCGAUCAAAGUCUGCACGAUCAACGCCGCCAGCAGCACGCAGUCGCGCCGAGCAGGCCUUCGUCUUCAUGGUUGGCGGGGGCAACUACAUUGAGUACCAGAAUCUUCGGGACUACUGCCAGCGCCACGACGACCGCAACAUCGUUUACGGCGUCACACAACUCGUCAACGCGGAGGAAGAGACCAGCAUACCUUGCGUCCGCCCUUGUAUGCUGUGA
Molecule: messenger RNA, 1818 nt
Organism: Salpingoeca rosetta
Lineage: Eukaryota; Choanoflagellata; Craspedida; Salpingoecidae
Exons: 18
Coding region: 1-1818 (605 amino acids)
Biological process (GO): intracellular protein transport; endoplasmic reticulum to Golgi vesicle-mediated transport
Cellular component (GO): Golgi membrane; cytosol
Molecular function (GO): syntaxin binding
Source: RefSeq, a predicted model, not a curated record